GAAAUUGGGCGGAUACAUAAAAAGUCCACGGGGCUUCGGAUGCUGGCUCAUUUCGAACACGUCCCUCCUGCGCACCGCCUCGUUAUUCCGUUUUCUUCCCGCCCCGCAUCCAUCCCUCCCUUCGGCCGAGGAACGGCGCCGGCUGACCCGCUCGGAGCCCUUCGAUCACGUCGCUGCGCUUCUGGUGACACCUCGAAAGGAAUUUAAUGAGCCACGAAGACGCCCGAUUUAAGGCUCCGUUUUUUAAAAAAAAAACCCCCUUGUUGAUCGUUUCUGGACUUUAUUACUCUAUCACGUCAAACUUGAGACCGUCUUGUUUGGACCUGGACCUCUACUGAUGGAACAAGCUCACUCCUACGUUCUCCUGCAGCCGCCCAACGCCACCUAACAUUUCCUGGAAGAACGUGUCUGCCGCCCGCUCUCAACAAACAUGGACUGUUUUCCCAUGCUUUAUUUUCUGUCGAGACAUCAUGAUUCCUGGUAAUCGAAUGCUGAUGGUCCUUUUCAUAUGCCAAGUCCUGCUGGGAGACAGCAACCAUGCCAGUCUGAUACCCGAAGAAGGAAAAAAGAAAGUGGCAGGCCCGCAGGGUCGUUCGGACACUCAGAGCCAUGAACUGCUGCGGGACUUCGAGGCCACCCUGCUGCACAUGUUCGGCCUCAAGAGGCGGCCCCGGCCCAGCCGCUCGGUCGCCGCCGUGCCGCGCUACCUGCUGGACCUUUAUCGGCUGCAGUCGGGCGAGGGAGAGGAGUCCGUGGGCGGCGACCAAAUUGCCUUUGAGUACCCGGAAAGAUCGGCCAGCCGAGCCAACACUGUGAGGGGCUUCCACCAUGAAGAGCACAUGGAGAGAGUGCACGAGUUGGAUGACGGCGAGUCCACGCCCUUACGUUUCCUGUUCAACCUCAGCAGCAUCCCAGCGGACGAGCUGCUCUCUUCGGCCGAACUCCGCCUCUAUCGACAACAGAUAUCCGAGGCGGUCGGCGAUGACAACGACAAGGCGAGCCUCCACCGCAUCAACGUGUACGAGGUGCUGAAGGCUCCGCGGCCCGGCCAGCUCAUCACGCAGCUCCUGGACACGCGGCUGGUCCGGCACAACACGUCGCGCUGGGAAAGCUUCGACGUCAGCCCCGCCGUGCUGCGCUGGACUCGCGAGCGCCGCCCCAACCACGGGCUGGCCGUGGAGGUCCUGCACCUGAACCAGACGCGGCGCCACCGGAACCAGCACGUCCGCGUCAGCCGCUCGCUCCGCCAGGAGCCCGGCGAGGACUGGGAGCAGCUGCGCCCCCUCUUGGUGACGUUCGGCCACGACGGCAAAGGUCACCCGUUGACCAAGCGGACCAAGCGUAGCCCCAAGCAGCGGGGACGCAAGCGCAACCGCAACUGCCGGCGCCACGCGCUCUACGUCGACUUCAGCGACGUGGGCUGGAAUGACUGGAUAGUGGCGCCCCCUGGCUACCAGGCCUAUUACUGCCACGGGGAGUGCCCCUUCCCGCUGGCGGACCACCUCAACUCCACCAACCACGCCAUUGUUCAGACACUAGUGAACUCUGUGAACAACAACAUUCCCAAGGCCUGUUGCGUGCCCACGGAGCUCAGCGCCAUCUCCAUGCUUUACCUGGAUGAAAACGAUAAGGUGGUGCUGAAAAACUACCAGGAAAUGGUGGUGGAGGGCUGCGGCUGCCGCUAAAGAGCAAGCUCAUCCGGACUUGGACAAAAUAACUUUAUUUAUAACUUUUACGUUGAGGUGUACGUUUGUCUCACUUUUUAAUUGUUGUUCCUUUAAUAAUAUGAUCAUAUAUUUUGACAAAAUAUACAUAUAUAUAUUUAUAUCGAUAUAUUAAAAAAAAAUAAGUUGAGUCCUUAUUUUAAACAUGGGGCGGGGGGGGAAGCUGUACAACUUUUCAUCAUGUACAUUAGAUUGUAUACGUUUUUUUAAACUGAUAAAAUAGUAAAGAUGAAAAAAUGAUUUACUGGUAAUAUUUAUUGCUUUCACCAUCAUAUAAUUUUUUUUUUCCCCCAAAAGAACAACAUUUUAUGAAUUCCAGAAGAUCCAUUUUAUAGAAUGCUAGCAUAUAUUGCCAACUAUGCGCGGUUGUUUUCUUUUUACGCACAUUACUUAAAUAUAUUGUCGCUCUGCAAUGAAACGUCUGACUUGCCAAAUUUUGUAAACUUUGACCCAAAAGAAAAUAAAUUUUUGCUGAGUUUUA
This is a messenger RNA of Hippocampus zosterae (dwarf seahorse), 2205 nucleotides long. It is a transcript of the gene bmp4, whose product is annotated as bone morphogenetic protein 4. Bases 471 to 1685 code for a protein of 404 amino acids. Gene Ontology annotation, cellular component: extracellular region. Gene Ontology annotation, molecular function: BMP receptor binding; cytokine activity; growth factor activity. Lineage: Eukaryota; Metazoa; Chordata; Actinopteri; Syngnathiformes; Syngnathidae. Gene Ontology annotation, biological process: SMAD protein signal transduction; BMP signaling pathway; negative regulation of transcription by RNA polymerase II. The transcript has 4 exons. The record is from RefSeq and is a predicted model, not a curated record.